Morchella sextelata is the source of this 441-nucleotide messenger RNA. RefSeq lists its product as uncharacterized. The record is from RefSeq and is a predicted model, not a curated record. Bases 1 to 441 code for a protein of 146 amino acids. The transcript has a single exon. NCBI's taxonomy places the organism in Eukaryota, Fungi, Ascomycota, Pezizomycetes, Pezizales, Morchellaceae.
AUGCCUAAAUAUAAACGCCCCGCCCACCCACCCCCAGCACCCCCUCCCUCUCCUGAUCCAACCGCCGUAGUUUGCGACAGAGGCCAAGUAGCGCAUUGCCAGCGACCCGCCUCUCCUCGUCGCCCGCUGCCUCCAUUCCCCUCCAGGACUUUUGAGCAACGACAAGACCCUAAUCCUCGUCCCCCUAAGCCCAAGCCUAGGCCUAGGCUUAAUUUGUUUCACCUUGCUAGGAAUCCUCGCGCUGCUAAACGUGGACCUAUGCUUGCCCAACCAACUCAGGCUACUCAGUUUCCCUCCACUAGCUCUACCAAUACCGGUGCUCGUCCUGGUUCUGGGAGUGCUCGUACUGAUACCAAUGAUAGGGCUGCAGCUGCAGCUAUGGCCGGUGGGGGGGUAAAUAGGCUUCGUAGGGUUGCUGGGUUUGAGAUGUUACGUCGUUGA